Molecule: messenger RNA, 213 nt
Organism: Blepharisma stoltei
Lineage: Eukaryota; Ciliophora; Heterotrichea; Heterotrichida; Blepharismidae
Source: the annotation of a GenBank genome assembly
AUGUAUCAGACGCUGUUUUUCAUUACUCAAGUCCCCAGCCCAUUUUCAAGCAUUGCUACAUGAGCUAGGAGAGCAUGUCGAUUAAUGCGUUUCAAUAUGAGCAUUGCCUAUCACCGAUUGGCAAAAGAUAUAGGUUUAAGAUUGAGAAGAUUUCUUUACUUAUCGUAUAAAAUUUUGAAGCCACUGAAUAUAAAAAUUUAUAGAAUUUGAUAA